GCCUUGUACAUAAUAAUUUUCUUUCUUUCCGAAUAGUCGACAUUGCGUAUAAAUGUAAAUUUAUUGGUUAUAAUUUUGAUCACGAUCAAGGUUAUAAGGUAAUAAAGGCCCGUUCACAUUCUAUCAAUCAAACUCUUUUUUUUCUUCUUUCUAUUUACAGGAACCCGACCCCUGAGGUUACUAGUCAACCUGAUUAGGGGAGUUCGAUAAUUUGAACCCCUUUAUCAGGCUACCCGUAAUAAUACCCAUAGUGAAGUGUGAAGCUGCAGACACACGUUUUAAAAGUGCUUCCAUAUAUUGUUUUAAAAAGUAGUUUAACAGCAAAAUGAAAUAGUAAAAUUUAACUGGUAAUGUACAAAUAAAUGUUUUAACCAAUUAUAAUAUUUGGUUUGAGAAAUCUUUAAAAUAAUAGCGAAAAUUAUAUAUUGACAUUAUGAAGGUGCACCUACAAGAACUUUCAUCUGUAAAAGUCAUUAUCGACAAGGUGAAAGAAAUAGAUGAUCUAAAAAAGAAAAAUGCUCAACUCAAAAAGGAUAUAAAUUUUAUGAAAGACAGAACACCUAAAAAUGAUAGAAAAUUUGAAAAAUACAGCUUAAUUUUUUACGGAAUCGUACAUGGAAUAGAAGACGCUAAUGUUCUGCUGGAUUUAAUAAAUAUUAAAUUUGAACUUGUUUGUAAAUUUCAUGAUAUCAGGGAUUUUCAUAGAAUCGGCAGUUACAAUCCAAAUACCAAAAAUCCAAAUCUACUUCGUAUAGAAUUCGUUCAUUUUAAGUUGGUACAAAGUAUUCUUGGAAACCAAUCGUUUUUAAAGGCAUUGAGAAUUUUUAUUUCUAAGGAUUAUAUCCCAGUAGACUACCAGGCCCCUAAACUACUAUAUAUACUCCAAAUGAGCAAAAGUCCAUGAGCUAGAAUCAUAUAUCAAGAAAACUAAAUUAUAUGUCAACGAUAUACCAUAUACACCCGAGAAUCAAUUCAUUUUCGAAAUCUCCAGAACCUCUAAAAAAUCAGUAUCCGGAAAAAGAAAAAUGAAUGGAGCCCAACUAAGCAGGUAAACAACCGGACCACCCAUCAUAAUACAGAUAAUAAAAAUUUUAUUUUAGUGAUUAUUUUAACUUUUAGUACAGUUAUUCGCUCCCUACUUAUCCGUAGAUUUAAGAUUUGGAUUAUAAACAUUUUAUUCUGAUAUUUUUUUGU
Psylliodes chrysocephalus is the source of this 1194-nucleotide messenger RNA. Lineage: Eukaryota; Metazoa; Arthropoda; Insecta; Coleoptera; Chrysomelidae. The record is from the annotation of a GenBank genome assembly.